This is a messenger RNA of Dermacentor silvarum, 1375 nucleotides long. RefSeq names its product cyclin N-terminal domain-containing protein 1. The transcript is spliced from 4 exons. Lineage: Eukaryota; Metazoa; Arthropoda; Arachnida; Ixodida; Ixodidae. Gene Ontology annotation, cellular component: site of double-strand break. The coding region runs from base 290 to 1231 and encodes 313 amino acids. Gene Ontology annotation, biological process: reciprocal meiotic recombination. The record is from RefSeq and is a predicted model, not a curated record.
GGGUAGGUUUAAAACAACAAUCAACAAAAAUAAAAACAAGAGCCUUUAUUUGAUAAGUGAUGGUGCAAAAGACAUAAAGAUGUAGCCGAGCAGACGCACCGAUGCAGUUUAGCGUUCCGUCAACUGCGUAGCUAGUUGUGACAGUUGUGACGCCGUGCCUUUCAACAACUUUUAAAGAUUGUUAUUGCGCCUAAUUACCGUACGUAUAGUUCUAUAGAAGCUUCCCGCGUUGCGUAUUACAGCGCUUCUAGUGCAUAAGCCUGCGUAAUCGACGGUUCACGACUACUUCAUGAGCUCUAUGGCUAAGGAAAGCUUCUGUUCGGACAAUGAUGACGACGUUUACUCCUCAAGGCAGCUGCCCGUAAUGGAUCCAGAUAUGCUCCAAGAUGUGCUCUGUAUCCUGGCCAAGCAAAACGACGAAGCCGUUCGUGAACCGGAAGAGUAUUUGGACCACCUGUCUCCGAGCAGCACCGUAGAGCUGUUGUUCCAGACUUGCACCAAACUCGAGCUGCCCAUCUGCGUCCAGAUCUCGGCUGUAGAGUACCUGGACAGGUUCCUCGUGCAGCACGUGCGCGACCUGCGCAAGCAGCUGGGCCUUCCGUCCUCCUCCGCCGCCGUGUCGUGGGACAGCGUGGUGGGCAGGAUGCGGGAUCAGGUGAUGCUGCGCAUGCUCUCCUGCAUACAGCUCGCCAGCAAGAUGUUCUCCAGCGUCAGAGUCAACGCGGAGAAAACGUCCAAACCAGGAGCGAAGUUUGACCGCUACUUACGCAGGAAGAGCUACAUAGCGACGGACAUACCUUCUCUUUCGCGAGUCUACGAGGAAGUCGAACUGGCGACCGAAGGCGAAGGUUCGGCAUCAGGGUCGUCGCAGCGGCUCGUGACCUUUCCCAAGCCGGCCAGGUACGACGGUGGACCUCGCCAGACACCAACCCAGCCCCAGAAUGACUACGUGUGCAUCUGCACCCAGGACGCGCAAGGCCUGCCUUCGUCGAACACGUCCGACCACUCCCUGGUAUUCAUCGUCAUGACAUUGCUCGCCGUCGUCGGCUUCGUCGUGAUAUACCUGGGCAUUAUGACAGCUCUCGGAUCUCGCAACACCCCGGCCAACCUUGGGGGACUGUCGAUGUUCGUGGGCGUAGUUAUCACGAUGUACAUUGUGACGUGCAGUGUGUUCUGCGAUUCCCCCGGAUGCGCUACCGCCAUGCCCGUGCGCGAAAUCCAAUCCGUUUGAAAGCCGUGUGGUUGCGGGCGAUGGUGAAAUGGCCUGCCCCAUACUCCGCCCUACGCACUCCCACUCCGACACCACUUGUCAUCAUCGUAGGCAUUUCUUCUUGUGAUCUUCGUCAAACACCUGUAAAUGUAUCCAUCAAUAAAC